AAGCCAGUGGUGGUCAAGCAGCGGCGCAGCGGAUUGUUUUAUUGUUGUUUUGGAGUAUUUGGUGUGUGUGUUGGUCAUUCCAAGUAAAUAAGGCCUUGAGGCGUUCAUUACAGCUUGCCAAAUAUGCCACAAAGACUUUGCCGUACUUAGUGAAAGAUAGUAUUCAUUGCACUAUCUGCACAUUGCUUGCGGCUUCAACAUGAGCGGACCUGAUGACGAGGCGCAGUGUUCAAAUACAUCUGCCAGUGAACCCGAUGACCAACAGUGCGCGAAUAAAUCACUGACAGAGCUUCUGCAGGAGUACGAAGAGAAGUUCAAGUACAGAUACACUGAGCAGGAUUCCAAAUACAUGGAGGUUGUCAACAAGCCACUGCCGCCGCCUCCCGUUGUCUAUCCUUGGUUUGUGCAGAAUAGGAGAUCAUUCGACAGAAGAGACAACCGCCAGGAGCGUUACGGUCGUGGCGGGGGCGACAGGGAUAACAGCUGGAACAGAGGAGGGAGGCAGUGGGAGGAUCGACGCAGAGGCUACCAAGACUACGGCGGCAGUUAUCGCGGGUACCGAGACCGUGAAGACCACCGGCAGGGAUCGCACGGCUACAACUCAUACCAGCAAAGGCCGAGAAGAGACUACUGAUCUCCCAACUGUGGUUGUGUAAUGAAUGUUGUUGAAAAUCUCAUACAAUAAACAUUUGCCUAAAAAGUUUC
Messenger RNA from Rhipicephalus sanguineus (brown dog tick), 705 nucleotides. Its product is annotated as RNA guanine-N7 methyltransferase activating subunit. Gene Ontology annotation, molecular function: RNA binding. The record is from RefSeq and is a predicted model, not a curated record. The coding region runs from base 200 to 634 and encodes 144 amino acids. Gene Ontology annotation, biological process: RNA 5'-cap (guanine-N7)-methylation. Lineage: Eukaryota; Metazoa; Arthropoda; Arachnida; Ixodida; Ixodidae. The transcript is spliced from 2 exons.